AUGAUUCAAGCUCUGGAAACUAAUUUCCAGAAACACUCAGAGGAGCAAUUCGCUCGAUUCAUGGCACGAUUGGAUGAGCAGGUGGCUCGUUUAGAUGACCGUGUAAACCAGCUACAAUCAUCCUCGUCAAAACCGCAAGUGGUUAACGGAACUGCGAGCAGUGGCAUGGUUUCACCGCCUGGGCAACGACCGGAAGCUACAAUUGACUCUCGGGAUGUGAAUUCAAUUCUCAAAAUUAUGAGAGUGAAGGUCCAUCGUUUUGACGGAACGAAUGUAGAAGACUGGGUUUACAAAAUAAAUAAAUUCUUUGAUCUGCACGGUGUCUUACCCGAUAUUAGAUUGGCUAUGGUAGCAUUUCAUCUUGAGGGAGCUCCUUCAACUUGGUUUCAAUGGAUGGAAAAGGGGGGAGGGUUUUCGGAUUGGGAGUCCUUUUUGCGGGCAUUACGGUUACGUUUCGGAGUAUCGAUUUAUGAUGAUCCAUUGGGCAGGAUUGCUAAGCUUGUCCGGACGGGGCGUGUGUCGACUUUUAGAGCGGAAUUUGAAGCUUUAAUGACACAGAUUUCAGGGGUUUCGGAACAAUACUUUCUGAAUUUUUUUGUGUGGGGCUUGAAGAAUGAGAUACGCAGAGAGUUGCUAAUGGCUAAACCCGUUGAUUUGGUGGAUGCCAUGGCCAAGGCUCAAUUAUUUGAAGACCGCCAUGACGAUUUGUUGGGCCGUGCUCAUGGCGAAAGUGGACGUUCUGGCUGGUCACCUAAGUUUCCGAAGUCAUCAGCUCCAGCGGCUCAAAAUGAGGCAGGUUCCGCCUCCGUUGGGUCCACUUCCAAUGUCACAGCAGCUUCAAAGUUUCAAACACUCAACAACACUUCCUUACCGGUUAAACGGUUGUCACCUGCUGAGAUUAAAGAGAAGCGUGAAAAGGGUUUGUGCUUCACGUGUGAUGAGAAAUAUAGCUUCGGUCAUAAAUGCAAAAACAGAGUACUCAUUUUAUGUGCCCAGGGAGAGGAAGAAGAGGAAGAGGAUACACCUGCGGGCGUAGAGGAAUUGGCAGAACUUGAUGACUCCCAAGCAGAUGAGGUUAGUUUGAAUUCAUUAUCUAAUUCAACUAAUCCGAGAAUAUUUCGCAUUAUGGCACACCACGGCAAGGAGCCUCUAGAGGUUCUAAUUGAUACAGGAAGCAACAAUAAUUUCAUCCAAGAGGCCUUAGCAGCUCGAUUGGGUCUGAAUUGUGAGGUCACUAAACGAUUUAAAGUAUACAUGGGCAAUGGGAAUUCUCUCUGGUGUUCACAGCUUUGCAAAGGAGUGGAAUUAGUGUUACAGGGCCAUAAAUUUCUUGUGGAUCUUUAUAUUCUGCCUAUUUGGGGUCUCAACGUGGUGUUGGGAAUGCAAUGGCUUCAAACCUUGGGGCCUUGCAUCCAUGAUCACAAAGCCUUAACGAUGGAAUUUCAGUGGCAAGGGGCGGUUGUUAAAUUAGCAGGAUCAUCGAAUUUGGCAAAUCAUCAGUUAUCAUUCACGCAACUUCGCUCUUUGGUUCGAGAGGGUGAUGUACGUGAGCUGUUUAAGCUGGCCGCGGGAUGUGAACAGCAGGAUAACUCUGUUUUGGAGAUGGCAGAAAUAGAAGCUACUCUACCUAUGGCUGCCAAGGGCAUACUUACAGAAUUCUCAGAUGUCUUUGCUGAACCGACCCAUUUACCGCCUCACCGUGGCACGGAUCACCGCAUUUGCUUGCAACCAGGUACUUCACCUCCCACUUGCUAUUCACUGCCUGAACUAAGUAUCAACAACAAACCAGUUAUGGUUCCCCAGGCCAUUUUGGCUACGAGACUCGUUGGCAACAACGACCACAAGAAGCCCCAAGUACUCGUGCAGUGGUCUUUAAGUGCACCGGAAGACGCCACUUGGGAAGAUUUUCAGGAGUUUUGUCAACUAUACGACCUUACCAACCUUGAGGACAAGGUCGUUUUCGAGGAGGGGAGUAGUGUUAGCCCAAACCCAAACCAAAAGAGUGGCCCAAUAACUCUUGACCCAAAUCAGAUACAAGACAAAAUGGAAGGCUGGUUUGAUGAGUCGACAGCAGGAGUAGAACCCAGCCCUCUGCGUGAAACCAAAGAAGGCAGCAAGAAGGAGUGGAAGUCUCAUACCAGCAAGGGUGGGAGAGUGAGAACGCGUGCGACUCGAGUGCGCGUGAGACCCCGCUGA
Molecule: messenger RNA, 2196 nt
Organism: Humulus lupulus (European hop)
Lineage: Eukaryota; Viridiplantae; Streptophyta; Magnoliopsida; Rosales; Cannabaceae
Exons: 1
Coding region: 1-2196 (731 amino acids)
Source: RefSeq, a predicted model, not a curated record